CAAGAACAAUGUUCCGUGGCUGGCAGAACAGAUUCCACAAAUGGCAGCUAUUUCCGUUCCCAUUCCCAGCCCACCAUUUGACAAAUUCGUAUCCUCAUCGCGCGAAUCACGCAAACUCAAUCGGUAUCUUCAUUCGUAUAUAUAAAUGAUCUGAUCUAGAGCUACGGCGUCGAUGAGAUUGGAAUCAAUUUACAUCUCAGAAAUGAACAAUCAAGACCAGCAUAAAUUCCUUCCCAAGAGAAUAAUAUUGGUUCGUCAUGGCGAGAGCGCAGGCAAUCUUGACGGUUCAGCCUACACCACAACACCAGAUUACAAGAUCCCACUUACCCCAGAUGGUAUCGCACAGGCCAAACUCGCCGGAACCCAGAUCCGAGAUGUAAUCUCCGACUCCGGCAAACUCCGUAACUGGAAGGUUUGCUUGUAUGUAUCGCCUUAUGAACGAACUAGGUCAACCUUACGGGAAAUUGGGAGGUCGUUUCCUAGAAAGAGAGUAAUUGGGGUUAGAGAAGAAUGUAGAAUUAGGGAACAGGAUUUUGGGAAUUUUCAGAUUACUGAGAGGAUGAAGGUUAUAAAGGAGACUAGAGAGAGAUUUGGUAGGUUCUUUUACCGAUUUCCUGAGGGUGAGUCUGCUGCGGAUGUAUUCGAUCGUGUUUCGAGCUUUCUGGAAUCUUUAUGGAGGGAUAUUGACAGCAGGCUCCAUUAUGAUCCCUCAGACGAUUUAAAUAUCAUUAUAGUUUCACAUGGACUUGCUUCACGGGUCUUUCUAAUGAAGUGGUUCAAGUGGACAGUCGAACAAUUUGAGUACCUAAACAAUUUUAACAACUGUGAGUUUCGAGUAAUGCAGUUAGGAGAUGGUGGUGAGUACAGUCUGGCUGUUUACCACUCCGAUGAAGAGAUGCAGGAGUGGGGACUAUCGGCAGAGAUGAUAGCUGACCAAAAAUGCAGGGCCAAUGCUACAAGAGGUGUGAUGAUGGAGAAAUGCCCCUGGUACUUGGAUCAUUUCUUUGACCAUCUCGACACAGAUUCUGACGACAACGAAGAUGCCAAAAAAACAGUUUCCUGAAUUUUCAGAUAUGUGAAACAGGUUUGAAUUCUAAGAUGUAAACAUGUGAUGAUUAACUGUAGUUUUCUGCUUUGGUUAUGCAAUGAUUAGAAAUUUGAAUCACUCUAUGCAGAAAAUUGGUUACCUAUUCAUUCUUUAUUUUAGGAAAUUCCCAACAAAGUUCAGUUUAGUGUAACGAUUAGUGUUUUUUUCCAAUCAAUGUAACAACGUUUCAAUAUUUUCUAUUUUGUACCCAUUGGGACUA
This is a messenger RNA of Cynara cardunculus var. scolymus (artichoke), 1307 nucleotides long. RefSeq names its product phosphoglycerate mutase-like protein AT74H. The transcript is spliced from 2 exons. Lineage: Eukaryota; Viridiplantae; Streptophyta; Magnoliopsida; Asterales; Asteraceae. Bases 173 to 1063 code for a protein of 296 amino acids. Gene Ontology annotation, molecular function: phosphatase activity. The record is from RefSeq and is a predicted model, not a curated record.